CUUGGUGAUUACUGCAACCAGAAAAUAAAAUAAAAAAUAAUGUCAAGCGUAGAUCACUACAGUGUUCUUGGUGUGUCAAAGGAUGCAUCAGCAAUUGAAAUCAAGCAGGCCUAUAGAAAAUUGGCUAUAAAAUAUCACCCAGACAAAAACCCUGAAGGUGCCGAAAAGUUCAAAGAAGUUGUUCAUGCCUAUGAAACUCUUUCAGACGAAAAGAAACGUGCAGCAUAUGAUCGUGGAGAGGAUACUUCGAUGGACGGUACCUUUAGAUUUGAUGAAAGCAUGUUUGACAUGCUUUUUGGUAACUCUUAUAAACGUUCGUUUUAUGAUGAAGAUGGUGAGGACGACAAUGAAGGUCCUAGACACGGAACUCCUGUCAAGCUCAAGGUUACUUUGGAAGAACUUUAUACUGGCUGUACACGCAAAAUGGAGUUUAGCCAGCGUCAAGUUUGUAAAGCAUGUCGUGGAGUGAAAAAUUCAAAGAUUCGUCGUAGUACGUGCCCAACGUGCAAAGGCACAGGUACAGGACAACCCCCACGAAAUAAAAAGGCCAAAAAUGCACCCAAGUCGAGACCACAAAAAUGCAAAGAAUGCCAAGGUGUUGGAAAGGUCAAGAUGGUUGAUACGUGCAAAGUGUGCAAUGGAGAACGUUACAAAAUGGAAGAUACCACGGUCGAAGUGAAGGUACCAAAGGGUGCAUCCCCUGGCUUUACUAUCGAGCUACCAGAAAAAGGAAAUGAAACUGCUGGAUCAGAAAAAAGGGGAAAUUUGCUGGUUGUUAUUUCUCAACAGAAACACAAAGUAUUCAAACGACUCCACGAUGACCUUGCAGCAACCGUACAGAUAACUCUAACAGAGGCACUGACAGGAUUCAACAGAGUGCUUUUGGUCCAUCUGGAUGGUCAACCGAUCAAGGUCAGCCAUCCCGGUGGAAAUGUCAUUAAACCCGGAAUGCAAAAGAUCAUCAAGAAAAUGGGCAUGCCUGUCCAAGACAACCCACGAACAAAGGGUGAUCUGUACAUCAAGUUUGACGUUGUGUUCCCUGACAAGAUCGACAUACCAAAAGACAACAAGAUCACAUUAGAAGAUUUGCUCCCAAAG
Messenger RNA from Phycomyces blakesleeanus NRRL 1555(-), 1098 nucleotides. RefSeq lists its product as hypothetical. The annotation marks the transcript as partial. Gene Ontology annotation, molecular function: Hsp70 protein binding. Lineage: Eukaryota; Fungi; Mucoromycota; Mucoromycetes; Mucorales; Phycomycetaceae. The record is from RefSeq and is a predicted model, not a curated record. Gene Ontology annotation, cellular component: cytoplasm. Gene Ontology annotation, biological process: protein refolding. The transcript has 7 exons.